This is a messenger RNA of Lactuca virosa, 1579 nucleotides long. NCBI's taxonomy places the organism in Eukaryota, Viridiplantae, Streptophyta, Magnoliopsida, Asterales, Asteraceae. The record is from the annotation of a GenBank genome assembly.
AACAAGUCAAAAAAGGAGAAAACAUUUAUUUGGGUGUGCUUCGACUACUCCGAAAAAUUGUUCAAGAAGAAAACCCAGCAUACACACACACCAACACCAUCAGCUCAACCAGAAAUUCCAAAAACACCACCUUCGUGCAUGCUCAUCUAUGGCCUCUAUAUUACCAUCUAACAUCCUCAUUGUUUCAUCAACAACAGUAAUUAGCUCAAAAAACUAAACGAUUUCCAGUUUUCUUCUCAUAAAUCCAUCGCAGAUUCUGUUUAUUUGCUGGGUUAAUGGCAAAUGCAUCCUGGGGUUUCACUCCUACAGUUCCUCAUCUUGAUCGAACGAGGAUAUUUCCAUCUAUAACCAUUUUUCGAUCUGGGUUUUAUUCCACUGAUCGAAUUUCCAAGAGGGUAUCCUGCGCAAGUACUGCUAAUGGUGCUGAUAAGCUAUCCCCUUCCGAAUCUCGCUCCCCUAGGGUAGUUGGAAAGGGUUGCAAGUUAGUUGGAUGUGGUUCUUCUGUACCUAAUCUUCAAGUUUCUAAUGAUGAUCUUUCUAAAAUUGUUGACACAAAUGAUGAAUGGAUAUCUGUUCGAACUGGAAUCCGUAAUCGCCGAGUUCUUACAGGAAAAGAUAGAAUGACAGGAUUGGCUAUUGAGGCAGCUCAGAAAGCCCUAAAGAUGGCAGAUGUUGAUCCUGAUGAUGUGGAUUUAGUCCUGUUAUGCACAUCAACCCCUGAUGAUCUUUUUGGUAGUGCACCUCAGAUACAAGCAGGACUUGGGUGUAAGGGAAAUCCAUUGGCUUUUGAUAUCACAGCUGCUUGUAGUGGAUUUAUAUUGGGUCUAGUUUCAGCUUCUUGUUAUAUCCGAGGUGGUGGAUUUAGAAAUGUUCUUGUGAUUGGAGCAGAUGCUUUGUCUCGUUAUGUUGAUUGGACAGAUAGAGGGACUUGUAUUUUAUUUGGUGAUGCUGCUGGUGCUGUAUUACUUCAGGCAUGUGAAAGUGAGGAAGAUGGGAUGUUUGGUUUUGAUUUGCACAGUGAUGGUGAAGGCAACAGACAUUUAAAUGCGAGCAUCAAAGAGAAUGAAACAGAGGAUUUAUUUGGUACAAAUGGCACAAUCCCGGGAUUUCCUCCAAAGAGUUCGUCUUAUUCAUAUGUCCAAAUGAAUGGUAAAGAGGUGUUUAAGUUUGCGUGUCGGGUGGUCCCACAAUCAAUCGAGUUGGCUCUACAAAAUGCCGGGUUGACUCGGUCUAGCAUUGAUUGGUUAUUGCUCCAUCAGGCGAACCAGAGAAUCCUUGAUGGGGUUGCAACGCGUUUAGAAAUCCCGACGGAACGAGUGAUAUCGAACUUGGCAAACUACGGAAACACGAGCGCGGCUUCGAUUCCGUUGGCGUUAGAUGAAGCGGUGCGGAGCGGGAAAAUCAAAUCCGGGGAAACAAUUGCUGCUGCGGGAUUUGGGGCUGGUCUUACAUGGGGUUCUGCUAUUAUUAGAUGGAACUAAAAAAACUAAAUAUUCAACUUAUAACAACAUUUUACAUGCUUCACUUGUCUGUCUAUUAUAAUGUCUUUUAUUUUAUUUUAUUUUAUUUCUUUUUUGGG